AUGAUCACUAUCAAUAUCGCCCGGGGGAAUGUUGACCCUUCCCAAUCCGAAGACCUUGACGGUUCGCAUCUUUUCGACGUCGACAUCACUAGAGACGACGGCACAUAUCAAACCGGAUCUAACACCUCAAUUGCCAUCCGACCUCUCCUUCUUCUGGCAACUGGUACCCCGGGCCAUAUUGAGCCCCCAUGGGGCGGGGACUGGGUCAGCGAACAUGUGCAGGACAUGAUGAGUGCACUAAAGGCGAGGAUGAACUCUCCAUCCGACUUUUGCGGAGGAAAAGUAGUCAUUCGUAUUGCAGAGCAACCCUGGUUCAACAAUAACAACUCUGAGGAUCACAACACCGAGGACCACAUGCCUAUGCAACGCGUUCUUUGGGAGUUCCUGGAGCGGCUCGAGGCGUGGGAACCUACGAUGCGGCCGAUGGAGGUCAGCGUGGUGCAGACACUUGCUAUUGGCACUCCCAAACUUCUCGACCAGGACGAAAAAGAGAACGAAACUGCUGGCCCGGAGAACGAAGGGCAAAGGAGGGUUCUUGUGUUGUCAUGCCGUGCUCCUGGUCGUUCCGCUCAUUCUAGCGAACUGUCCGGCCCAGUCUCGCGUACCAUUCUACAAGCGGCAGGAGAUUCUACAAACGCCAUCUUUAUACGUCCUGGGUCUUUCCGCGCCUUGAAGACUGAGCUUGAAUUCCACCCUAAAGGCUACUUCACGGCCAUUCAUUUAGACAUGCUGCUUGUCCACAAGCGCCCUCGAAAGUCUGAGCCUGGAACUCACAGAAUCUACUUCCAAUUCGUCAACCAAAACCAGUCUGAAGUGAUAGAUGAUGACCUGAAAGCGGUCGAUAAAGUUGCCGCACUACUUCUGCUUCAUGGUGUUCAAGAUGUUGUCAUUGCUCCCUGUCCACAUGCUAGGUCCGCCGUCGAGACGGCAGCUACAGUACUUUUGAGCAGUGGUAUACGGGCCGUGGUUACUUUGGCCUAUCAUAUCACUGAAAGUGAUGUCGAGGUAUUCCUAAGAUCGCUCUACACUGGGUACAUUCAUGAGAAGCUCCCCUUGGAAGAAGCCGCUCGAACAGCUCGACGUCACUUGAGGGGAAGUCAAGGAGAUGAGAAGCCCAUUUGUGAUUUCGUGGUGCUGACUUAUGUCAACUCGGAGUGGCUUCCAUCCACCACUCUCAGCGUUGCCUGCAAGUCUGUCGAGCAAGAGCAGAGCUAUCCUAACUCUCUGUAUGGGCGAGAACAUGACAUUGUCCAUAUAGAAUCCAUACUUUUACUUGGAAAGCCGCUGCCGCUAUUGAUCUAUGGAAUGGCCGGCAUUGGAAAGACGGCUUUGUUGGUUCAUUUAUGUACAUGGUGGAAGGCUUCGGGUUUGAUCGAAGAUGCAUUCCAUAUAAGCCUCAGCCCGAGCGAACCUUUCAAUAAGGAUAACAUGCUACAAGAGCUACAAAGCCACUUUAUUCCGAGCUCUAUUCAAGACUCAGGAGACACAAGCUCUUUGUAUGGGUAUUUCGAGAGUCACAAAUGUCUCAUCGUGAUUGACGACCUCGACUCAGCGAACUUCAACCGACAACAAGGCCAAUUCAUGAAUCUUACCUUCAAACUAUCCAAGUCUGGCGCCCUUGUCAUUCUUGCUUCCCGCAAGCGAGAGCGAUGGCUGAGUAAGGCAAAAGUAUACAAACUUUCCGGGCUUCGUACUCGACCAGCGACUCUGUUGGUGAUGGAUCCCGAAUUCAGAAACCGUGUCACUGAUGAUGACGACCCUCCAUCUCCUGAGACAACGGCGAAGACCAAGACACAAGAAGAGAAAGAUUGUCUUGAGGCUGUUGUUGAGAUGGUAAAUGGAAAUCCUCAGGCUAUAGAGAUUAUGACUCAAAGCAGGCUUUACUGGUCGAGAGCUCCGAAAGGCGUAUAUUGCUUCUUACUCGGACUUCGUUCAAGCCGCCAUGCCACACUUCCUGCGAGCUUCGACACUUCGGACACCGACGAUGAAUCUGAAAAGCCAAGCAACAGAACGCGACUUGAGGGUAUACAUGAGAAUCUGCGAAGUAUGGACUGGGGCGAUGGGUUUCUACCCAUAUUACUUGCGCCAUUCAUGGGUGUUCUGCCAUCGAGAGAUCUCCUCACCAUCUUCUGUAUCUGGAGCACAAGAGUGACCAAGGUUCUGGGAAAAGCUGCAUCUACACGGCUUGUGCGCGCUGCCCUCAACUCGGGUGCAUCUUGCAGUGACAGGGUCAAGCUCACGGAAGAUGCACACCUCUCCAUAGAAGCUUUACUAAAUGCUGCUAGGGUAGCAGAACCUGAGGAAGACCUGGCGUUGGCCAGCUCUAGCGUUCUGUUCCAUAAAGACGUCGAGUUUUCCGAACCAUCGUCACCCACUGGCAACUUCCUGACCACCAUGUGUGACCGCGUUCAAGAUGGGCUUGUUGAUGGUGGAAUGCUUGAAGAGUUCACUGAAGUUUCGGAUUCGUUGAUCCAGACAGACCGAGGGAUUAUGCAAUUGAACCCACUGGUUCCUUUGCUUCUCAGACAACAUCCAGCCUAUAAAAGCAACUCCUUUUCGCUUCAAUCGACAGUUAAUGAGGCAUUUGUACUAUACUACUGCUAUAGAGGGAAAAAAUGGCCUUGGGACUGUUGGGAAGAUGAUCGCGAAUGGGGAGUAGUUGACCCGGAGAUCGAGCUUGAAUUCGACAAUUUUGCAUCUGCCUGCAUGACAGGUCUUCUGCACAUCGACCUUGACAUAACACAUCUUAUGGGACUAAUGCGAAUAGCCGCUGUGCUCGAGCAUGGUGCUGGCGAUAAGUUUUACUACAGAAAGACUAUACUUGCCCAACUGUGGACUGUCGCUCUGGCCAAAACCCUCACAGAGCUGAAGAAGCUUCAAGACGAGGGUCGAAGCCGUCAGACCGAGAUAUACAUGCUUUUGUUGACUGCUAUGUAUUUCAGCUCUGAACUUGGUCGAUUCCAUGAUCUUGACCGCGAGUCGGACGAGGUGGCCAAGUACAAAGGCCUUAUCGCCCAAUUCGCCGCGUGGGCCAGCAAGAUGGUCCCGGAGAACAUCGAAGUAAAAGCAAAGAAGCAUAAGCUAUCAGGGAGAAAGGAACUUGAACGCCUGGCUGGAUUGGCGGCGGAUCCCGAUCAAGAUAUCUUGUACUCGGUCCGGGGUCAAGUCAGGCGCGUUUUUGUAUGGAUUUCGAACCCUUUUGAGACCAGCUCCUUCGUGGGACCAGCAACCACUACAUCGGUGUCAAUUGAUGUUGACCUGGCUACUGUGUUGUCAUUCUCCAUUGAAGUUCGUCGACAUAUGAGCCUGGUUAAUAAUGCUGAAGAGGCAGCUAAGAGAGAUGAUUGGGCAAUGGCUGACGAGGCGCUGAACAAGGCAC
Fusarium tjaetaba is the source of this 3379-nucleotide messenger RNA. RefSeq lists its product as uncharacterized. Lineage: Eukaryota; Fungi; Ascomycota; Sordariomycetes; Hypocreales; Nectriaceae. The transcript has 2 exons. The record is from RefSeq and is a predicted model, not a curated record. The annotation marks the transcript as partial.